AUGUUCACCUCCACACUCGCCCUCACCGCCAGCUUGGCCAUUGGUGCCUUUGCCCAGAACAUCACUUCAGCAAUGAGCUCUGCCGCGGUUACUCGAAGCGCUACAUUGUCCGGUACCGGCUCAGCUCAGACCACUAUYGCCGCUAUCGUUGGAGAGGCAGGUGAAUUAUUGGAAGGAAGCAUCAUCGCCGCAGACGCCUGCGCGACCACCAUGGCACUAUCUUGUGGAGCAGACAGCUAUCUUUGUGACAGCAUCUCUGACGUGGUGUUCACGGUCACUCAGGGACCCGAAAUCUACGAGAUGGCCUACGAGACCAGCACAGCCGGCGGAAGACUCACCGUCUCGCAGAGCUGCGAUCUCGAUGGUCCAGUUGGAAGCUUCACCCGCGCGGUUUGCGAGUACUCAUUCCUGGUCUCCGUGGCGGGGACACAGACCAAAGAGUCGUCCACCACGACCAUCUUUGGCACACAGUCCGACUUUCAAUAUGCUCAGCUUCCCAUCACUGCUGGUGCCGAGAAGCUACCUUCCGUAUCCGCUGCCUGCACUGCCACUGCCGCAGCGGCCACYGAUACUUCUUCUGGCGGCGCUGCAGCUCCUACUGGAAUCAGAAGCGAGAUCUACAAGGUCAUGGUGCCUGUUGGUGCCGUACUGGCUGCUGGUGCUAUGCUGUAG
Molecule: messenger RNA, 672 nt
Organism: Ramularia collo-cygni
Lineage: Eukaryota; Fungi; Ascomycota; Dothideomycetes; Mycosphaerellales; Mycosphaerellaceae
Exons: 3
Coding region: 1-672 (223 amino acids)
Source: RefSeq, a predicted model, not a curated record